CCAAUCAGCUGCAUGUUUGUUGUUUUGGAACCCCGCCCCUCCCGGCAGACACAAAAAUCGAGUUUGACAACAUUUCAGUUGCUCGGGUGAGGUGGUGAUGUAUCUUCUGCCAACAUCGAGGUUAAGUCAAUUUAAGUCAUCGUGACUUCUGGAUAUCAUGUUACUGAGACAGCUGGAACAAGGGCAAGCUCAGGAAAGGACGGUUUUCUGCCCCGGAAUAAUGACGACUUUCUCCACUUUUGCUAAUAGCUCUAAUUAUUAGCAAUGCUAAACAACAACAACAAGAAGAACAACGACGACGUGAAAUAGUUGUUCCAAGCGACUGCACUGCCUCAGUCCAGGUUGUCAGGUAACUCGGUGGUUAAAGUUACCUGUGCUGCCGUGACAAUGGAGGAGAAACCUGCCGCAGGUGUGCGCUACUCCAAAAUGAAUGUAGGCCGACACCUGAUCAACUUUGGGAUCAAUCCUGCAGCUUUUGCCUAUGCUAUGACUACGCUGGGAGCUGGCAUGAUAAACAAUAUAUUCAGCUUCUACUAUGUCAAACUCUUCAUUAACAAGUACAAGGUAUCGGAGGGAGCCUUCCAGCAAUCACAGAUGGUGUACAUGGUGUGGAAUGCAGUCAAUGACCCUCUCUUUGGCUACCUGCAAGAUAAUUCCAAGAUGCCGUGCUGCUCCCAGCGACGCCUCUCCAUCCUGUACGGUGCCCCCCUCUACUCGCUGACUUUUCUGCUAGCCUGGUUUCCGUGGCGGGACUACACGCCCGGUGACUGGCUGAGCGGCUUGCACUUGAUGGUGGCGCUGUGUGCUUUUGAUGGCAUGCUAACUUUUGUGCUGCUGGCUCAAUGUGCAUUGUUUGCAGAGAUUUCCAGCCACCAUCAGAGCCGACUAAGACUUAUAAAGUACAACCAGGUGGCUUCUCUCGUCGGCUCCUCCAGCAUCCUCUUCUGUGGUGUGCUGUCCAGAAACAUGGAGGACUUUGCGGCCUUCCAAGCCUUCACAGUGUUGAUCGCUGUCCUGAGCUGUGGCUGCAUGCUCUACACAGGUUUCCACAGCGAAAGCCGCUUUGAUAACAAAGGCUGCGAAUCAGAUGCAGCGUGCUCUGUUGGUGGGACUCCCGAUCAGUCAGCGGUUUCCUUCUCCACUUUAAGAACUUUGAUGUGGCAAAUCCUCACAGAAAGGGACUUCCAGCUUUUUGUGGUCAUGAACUUCUUCCAGGUUUUCAUGUUGGCCUUCUUUAAUAACUUCACCAUGAUAUUCACUGAGCACCUGAUUCCUCCAGAUGUGCUUCCAUCACUGGCCAAGAGUGUCAUGUAUGGAGCGGGAUUCAUCUGUCCACAGCUGUUGGUCUUGACCUGUCAGAAACUCCUCCACGGUCUUGGCUACUAUAAGAUCAUCCUCUUCACCUUCUACUUGGAGGCUGGAAUGGCAGUGAUCAUGCUAGCACUCGGGCCCCAGCACUACUACAUCCUGGCAUUUUUCCUCACAGUUAACAUGGUCCUAAUCCAAGCAACCUUCAGUCUGUUUGGCUUGCCUCUGGCUGACAUCAUUGACACAGACCUGCAGAAGUACAAGCGCAGUUCCCCCCUCUCUUCCAUGGUGUUUGGGACGAACGCUUUGUUCACAAAGCCGGGUCAAUCUCUGGCUCCUAUGCUAGCGCUUAAUAUCCUAAACCAGUUUGGGUAUGAACAGCUGAAGGACGCAGGAAAGGAUGCAGAUCUAAGUGAUCUGGAGAGUCUCCACAGUGUCAUGUUCUACUUGGUUUGUCUGGUGCCCCUGGUCAUUGCUGCCAUGCAAGUCCUGGCUUGGACACCGUUCUCCAUACGCAGCAGUCACACUGUUGACAUAAAGUACGUUGAUGGCUAAAAUGGAUGGUUGAUGGUUUUUAUUUAGCUGGGAAAAUCCUCUUUGUUAUUUCGGAUUUUCUGUUGAAUGAAUGUGUGAAUUACUGUAUAUUUUAGAGAAAUAUAUAUAAAACUGCGAACACAUGAACAACUGUAAAUCAUCACGACAGCAGGGGGCACAAGUAGAUAAACCCACAUAAUCAUCUUUUUAAAUUUCUAAAAACAUUAACUGAAAGCCUGGUGAUAAGUCUGUAACUUAACUUUCUCUAACUGUCUUAUCCUUUUCAAACAUAAGUGGAUAACUGGACCAAACACAGCAGGGAUGAUGAUACUUUGUUAAAUGUCAGACAUUGACCUUAGCAAGUCAUUAGCAUGAACAUGAUGCCAUGAUGGCUGUGUUCUGAAAUAAAAGGGCAGAUUUCUCAGAAGACAUGAGAAAAAUUCAGAAAAGAACUAUAUUUGUCUAAACAUUGAAACUGAAUGCAAAUUAAAAUGCUUUGGCAGAAACUGACUGAAAUUGUUGUGCGGCCUGCUGAAAGAGAAGCUGGCCGCAGAGAAUUUGGUAACAGACAAUUAAAAAAAGAUCAUGUCUGUGAAGCUUUAGCACCUAAAGGUCAGAGCUCUUGAACCGAGACAAGUCGAUGAAAGGUACCUGGACACUGAUGAUAUAGUGGCUUCUGACUUUCCACUGACUACCUCCUGUGUAGAAUCACAUUAUGCCACAUCGUGUUAUGAGGAAGAUAUGUACGUAAAUGUAGAGAAUAUUAAUGAGUAUAAUUUUCAGUCAAGGACUUUCAACAUUCCGGGGUUGAUUUUGGUUGUUGAAUUAAGGUCAUUGUUGACUUAAACUGUUUACACUCGAUCUCUUGGUGUUGGGAGACAUGAAUUUGGGACCUUAUAGAGCUCAACAGUGAGGUUCUGGAAGUGAAAAUGCCAUUCAUAUUCUGAAAAGAGAAUUUUGAUUAUUGGCCAUAAUGUCCUAACCAUCCAAAGCAGACUUAUCACGAGUUAUGAGAUUUUUAAUCGAGGGGACAUGAUCCUGUAGAAGCCACAAGUCGGUACGAUAUCAACCCUGUUUUAAGAAAAACACAUUUUAUUCGUGAUGUCAUGGAAAAGUACUACACUACCCACAAUCCUAUAGUGUAACAGCGACGUCUCUGAUUGGAAGAGCUCACUGUUACCAUGGAAAUGUUUACUGAACCGGCAAAUUUCAUGUUCGCUAGUUACUGCUGCCACUAAACUCUACGAUCGUUUACCACAGAGCUACUAUGAUUUCACUUUCUGACCGAAUGCGUUUUUUUUAGGGAUGAGGAGAAGAGUGUCGAAAGUUCACCCCACCAUGAAAUUCGCGGGUACAGUAAACAUUGCUAUGGUAACAGCGAGCUCCACCAAUCAGAGACGUCGCUGUUACAUUCGCAAUGGUUUAUGGGAUGAGUAGUUCCUUUACUUUUAAGAUGAUUAUGUACACAGUCUUGAACCUUUGGUUUUUUUCUCCGUUUUCCAACAUUUUUUUUUUUUGCGCCGAAUUAAAUGUUUUAUGGUCAUGGUUCAUCUUGUAGUUUAUUGGCUUGAUUCCAGGCUUUUAUGAAACGUCAAUGGAGUGAAUAAAUGGCAAAUUCACUUCUGGAACUGGAGCCAUUUAAAGGGUUCUUGAAGUCCCAAGGCUUCACCACAAGGUGGAAAAGUGGCCCUCAUAUUUGAUUUAAUUUCACUUUUUUAUCGGAAUGUUUCUCUGAGAUUUGUCUUGCAUCCCAAGACGAACCCCAACUUAACAUUUAAAGGUAUUCAACCAAUUGGUGGCCAAUUUUUACAUAUUGCAACUUUUUAACUAAGCAAAUACUACAAACAUGCUGUGAUGUCUAUUUUCACAUCCGGGGGGCCUUAUACAGACUUGUGUUUUACUUGAAAUUAUAACCAGUGCUUGAGAAACAUUCAUGCUGUUAUGUAAAAUCAGGAGUUUCCUUAUGUGACAGUUUGCAGUAGGGACUAGUGAAGGAGAGGAGGCAGAAAGGGAAGCACUCACUCAGAUGUUAGGGUGAAUGGUAAACACCUCAGCUGACUGCCAAAAGUUUAUUGAAUCUUUUAAUAUAAAAAGCAUGUAGACAUGUAAACACCCACUUUGACUUAACAGUUCAUACAUGUAUACUUGUAAAUGUUGACUGACUGGAUUCUUUUAGUGGAAACUAUGCAGUGAACAAAUAUUUUUGGAUUUUGUUUUGUAAAGAAGAAGACACAGAGAGAUUCCUCACAAACAUACCAGGUUGUGAAAUGUUGCCUUACUGUAAGUUUAUUGUAAGUUGAUGAUUGCUCUGUAAAAAAAGACACUCCAGCAUCAAGAAUGCAAUAUUUUCACUCUUGAAUUAAAGUAACAUUAUGCAACUUUUUGCCUUAACAAAGCAGCUUCAGAAUAAUUUUUGGUUGUAUAAUGACAGUGAAUGGUGCGUCAUUAUUUUCCGAGCCUCCCCCCUGAACACCUGUAAUUAAGGGAGUGCAGAAGAAGCUUGUUCAGGAUUCUCAGCAUGCGUUUCUCCAAUGUUUCUCAUUCGUGUGCUUGAAAAAUAUCUUUAAAUAUAACGCUGUGGAGGAUUGAAUGUGAUGAGUUUACUGUUUAUUGAACCACAAAUGAGACAAGAAUUAGGAUGGUAAAAAGGCUAAAUGCGACCAGUGUUUCAGGGGGCCAGGCCUCACUGAUUAUUGUAUAGAAACACAGGUUUAUAACUAUAUUCAGUGAUUUCGGUUGGCACUCCAAAGCUGAAAAAGUAACAAAGAGUACCAAUUUCUUACACAAUGUUAUUUUAACAUUGUUAAUCAAAUGCUGUAUUGUCAUAUAAAGUCAUCUGAAAUGUGCCUGCAUGUCAUUAAAUAGUUUACAAUUAUGAACUUGAAGUCUUACUAGAUCUGACUGAACUUUUCAGUUUUGGUUUCCAAAGUUUUUCAUAAGAAGUGAGUUUUGUAGAACCGUGAACUAUGAUCAGAAUAAUAUUUGUAUAUGUUUAUGAUUUCCAUAUGUGUUACUUAAUAAUCGGGGGGGGGG
Molecule: messenger RNA, 4875 nt
Organism: Acanthopagrus latus (yellowfin seabream)
Lineage: Eukaryota; Metazoa; Chordata; Actinopteri; Spariformes; Sparidae
Gene: mfsd13al
Product: major facilitator superfamily domain containing 13a-like
Exons: 7
Coding region: 388-1863 (491 amino acids)
Source: RefSeq, a predicted model, not a curated record